Xiphophorus hellerii (green swordtail) is the source of this 2656-nucleotide messenger RNA. RefSeq names its product enkurin domain containing 1 (gene enkd1). The record is from RefSeq and is a predicted model, not a curated record. The transcript is spliced from 8 exons. The coding region runs from base 897 to 1958 and encodes 353 amino acids. Gene Ontology annotation, cellular component: cytoplasmic microtubule. Lineage: Eukaryota; Metazoa; Chordata; Actinopteri; Cyprinodontiformes; Poeciliidae.
AUGUUCUAUGGAGGUAUUACUGGUGCAAACAUAUUUGUGCCUGGUAAUUGUGAAGUUGAAUUGUGAAGUUUUGUAAUUGUAGAUUUUUUUUCUCAAUCUUUCACAAAUACAAAACAACAGUUAGACCCCUUCAAAUUCCUAAGUGCAAGUACACAAAUUAUAUUCUUCGAGUCAAGCUUUAAAAACAAUGCUACACUUACAGUUGUGCUCCAAAUGAUCCCGAACAAAAGGUGCAAAACAAAUCUGCAUAUUUACUAUUUAUCUAAAUAAAUAGUAUAUUUUUUAGCAUUCACAGACACAAAACUACUGUUACGCUUUCAUUAAUUCUUUAUGACAGGUCACAGACUCCAUUCUACAAGUAACAAAAUAUAAAAGUCCUGCUCUAAUAUUUUUGCUCUUUGAUGUAAUAUUCAUUUGCAUUAUUGCAAUUAUAUCUUUAGCUCUCAUCAGGGUUUAUUUUAACAUGUAAUAAGGUUUUCACUAAGCCGCUGAGUGGUUCCAGAGAAACAUGCUCUCAUUUUGCAAACCUUCCUUGCAGCGCCUGAAAGACAGAACUCAGGAUUAAAGAACUCCUCUCCUCAACGAGAUUACAGCAGAAGUACGUAUUGUUCCGCUCCACGGGUAGAUAAUCAUUAAGCGAACGUGUAACAAGGCUAGUUUUACACUUUUUAAUUGAUCUACAGUGAGUUUUCAUGCUUUGUUUACCAAGGUGUGGGCUAAUAUCUGUAUUCCCUGCUGUCAUUGCCCUUCAGUUAAGAUCUGUUUGCGCGUGCUCCGUUGCCAUGGUGAAGGAUUCGCCAACAAGUGUUGAUAUCUAGGCGUCAUCGGCGCGCGUGAACAAAACCCUUCACCGCUAAACAACGACUCGAUUUUAAAAGCAGUUUCUGCACUUUCAAAUGUGUGAGGGACCUUCCACAAUAUCUGGGCCAAUCCCCCCAGAUCCCUCCCUGCUCCCUCAGUACUACAAACGACCUGCUUCGGCUCAUGGUUGUUUAGAAGGACACCAGAAAGGGAGCUUGGCCCUUCAACUGGGUCCUCUUGCUCCAGAUCCUGUGUUGUACCCAGAAAGCUACAGCGCUCGCUUACCAUCCCGCCGGCCCCGCGUUGGCCCUAAUGCCACUUAUAUUCUGGAACGUGGACAAAAAGGAGUUGUGGGAGACUUACUAAGACUAGAGGGGUUAUCCAUAACCCCUGUUCCCAAACAGAAGCAGAAAGUACAUGACUUUAGUAAGGAUAAUGUACGUCGACUCCGGGAGAUCCAGAGACGCUGCAAAGAGCAGGAAGCUGAGAGAAUUCAUGCCGGCCCUGUCCCAGUCAAAGCUCUGUGGACCUCCUCAAAAUAUCACAGCGUCCCAUCCAGGGUGAUGGCUCAGUUAGAGGUUUCUAGCCUACCUGUUAAACCUCAGUGUCAAACGUUUCUAAAGGCCCACUCUAAAGGCGGCUCCUCCACUCCACCAAGACCUUCGCCUGUGGCUUUCCAGCGCCCAGCUUCCUCCAGCUCCACACAAGACCUGGACUUAAUGGUGCAAGGUCAUACCAUAGACUUUGUGAAAUAUAAUGCGCGGGCUGCAAGAAAAACUACCCUUCGUCGAUCCCAGUCACUGACAAACCUCAGGGAUAAGCCUGUCCCCAGCGCAGUGAAGGGCCAAGUGCCUCAAUAUCUUGAGGAAAGAAAGAAGCAGUGGCAAAAAGAGGAGGAGGAGAGGAAGAGGAAUGCGCCUGAUCCUAGGGUCCCAGCUGGUCACAUGACAUUGCCUGACAGCGAUAGACAGCAGACACUAAAGUCCCUGAAAGACACCCACUGCUCAUUGGUGUCGGAGCUGCUCUCCCUCCCGCUAAGGUCUGAUGGUCUGAGCGUUCGCACACGUCGGGCUCAGCUUGACUGUAGACUCUCUGAGAUUGAAGAGGCCAUAAAGAUUUUCUCCAGGGAUAGGGUUUAUGUUAAAGUUGAUUCCUAACACACCAGAAGGGCUUUAAAAUAAGACAAGAUUGCCCUGCAAAUCUGCCAUUUUGUUUUUACAAUUUAUUUAAUGGAAAGAAGCUGACUUUUAUGGAAAAGAUGAUUACUUUAUUGUUGUGGAGGGAUUUUGUUAAAAAAUAUAUUUUAUAUAAUAAUUUUAUCAUGUUAAAUUACUACAUUUGCUUAAUGUCAGUAACUCUAACAUAACAUUAAAAUAUUCCUAGUUCUUAAAUGACAUGCUUUGGCUUGUGUAUGAUUUAGGAGCAACAGUGUCUCAGAAAAUUGUACACAUCUCUGUGAAAAUGCUAGGUUUUCAAAAAUAUUAAGCCUAACAAUAAAUAAUUUAAAAACUUUUCUCCAAUAUUAGGUGACACUUAUCCUGCAGAAUUCAAUGGAUGUUAGAAAGAAUAUUAAUGAUUUUGCAGCAACCUCAGUACAUAUGCAAACUUAACACUUUGUUGAACCACCUUUAAUUUAAUUUUAGAAUUCAUUAUUUUUAGUUUUGUUUUUAUCUCGACUUAUACAGAGAUUAUGUUACACUGUAUGUGCAAAAAGUUUUAAACUUAUUUAUUCCUGGUUUUAUGCUUUAAUUUUAAAACCUGGCAUUUUAACAUGAUUGUGAAUAUUUGUGAAAGCUACCUCUAAAUGUCCUAUAAAGUUGAAAUUUAAAAAACCCUGUUAUUUCCUGUGAUUAGA